Molecule: messenger RNA, 2619 nt
Organism: Chelmon rostratus (copperband butterflyfish)
Lineage: Eukaryota; Metazoa; Chordata; Actinopteri; Chaetodontiformes; Chaetodontidae
Product: P2Y purinoceptor 2
Exons: 2
Coding region: 135-1133 (332 amino acids)
Biological process (GO): G protein-coupled receptor signaling pathway
Cellular component (GO): plasma membrane
Molecular function (GO): G protein-coupled receptor activity
Source: RefSeq, a predicted model, not a curated record
UUAUAAUGCGUUAAAGGUUGCUAUAGAAAAUGAGGACAUGAGGAGUUUAGAUCCUCUCAAGGACAAAAACUUCUCAUAAAUGUAUAAGGGACAUACUCCAGAGGGCUACAAUUGGUGUGAAGAUCUUUGGGAAGAUGGAGCCUCUGGUGGUUUCCUCACUGCUUGGGAACAGUAGUAAUGACUCUGGAUCUUGCCUGGGGGAGACCAAGCACGUGUCCAUUGCCUGUCUCCUGAGCCUGGUCUUCUUCUUGGGCUUCCUCCUCAACAUGUUCAGCCUUUGGGUGUUCUGCUGCCGGUUGCCCAGCUGGACCUCUGGAACCACGCUGCAGUUCCACCUGGCUGUCAGCGAUGCGAUCGCCAUCGCUGCCACUCCCAUGAUGGCGGCGUACUUUGCUAUGGGCAACGACUGGCCCUUUGGUCGGUUCCUGUGCCAAGUCAAGAUCGCCCUGCUUAGUUUGCAUUUCUACGGCAGCAUCAUGUUCCUCACUCUCAUCAGCAUCCAUCGGUACACAGCCGUGGUGCACGUCAACAGAAGCUCCUACAUGAAACGGAAGGACUUUGUCAGGAAGCUGUGUGCGGGAGUUUGGUCUCUGCUACUGAUCCAGGCUCUGAUCUACGCUUUCAUGCUUCCUCCAAGUAAAGAGGGCAGUCACAACCAUUGCCUCUCCAUCCAUCAAAAGAAGCUGACAGACACCUACUUCAUCAUCAACUUCAUCCUGUUCAUCAUUUGGUUUCUACUCCCGUUCUUUGUGUUGACUGCUUGCUAUGGCCGUCUGGCGAACACCUUAACCCGCCUCAACAUUAGCAGAGCUAAUGGUCUGAGAGUCAAGGAGAAGUCUCAGAGGAUGAUAGGCAUGUGUCUGUUCAUAUUUGGGCUGUGUUUCCUACCUCUGAACGUGGUACGAACCGUGGGAGUGGUACUAAAAAAAUAUUACCCAGGACAAUGCCACGUUCUCAUGCAGCUCGAGACGGCGUACUAUGCAUCCUGGAUUUUAGCGGGACCGAACAGCUGCCUGGAUCCGCUGUUGUACUGUUUCGGUUCACAAAAGUUUCGAGACACAUUCCAGUCUCUCAGGAUUCGACAGGGAGACGGUCCAAACAGAAGCGAUUCAGAAAUGAGUGCAAAUCAGUAAAGCAGAGUCAGAGUCACAGGCACUUUCACACUGGGGGCCCAGGAUUCAACGUUUGUGGACAGACUGUGAUCGGACUGGGUGACAGUGCGCUCUCCCUUAAAAACUAUAAAAAACUGAAUUCUUAGUUUGUUGACAGUGCAAGUCUUCCCUGCAGGUUUUACAGACCUCAAUUUGACGAGCUCAGCAUAGUGUGGCAUUACUCCCACCAUACACCCAUCUCUUAUUAAUCUACAGUCAAACAUCUUAGGGUGACAACAUACUGUAUCUCUUCUAUGUAGAGGUAUGUCUUUUUCAGACUGGAAGAGAGACUUUAAGAGAUUAGUUUGACAUUUAGUGAAAUACGCUUUGAUGCCAAGAACUGAUACCCCAUUAAUGUCUAUAUGGUAAAUAUGAGGCUGUAGCCAGCAGCCUAAAGUGUAGCAUUAAGACUGGAAGUGGGAGGAAACAACUACGACAGAUAACAAAAUCCAUCAGUCAGCACAUCCAGAGCUCUCUAAUUAACAUGUUAUAUCUGAUUUGUUGAAUCCAUACAAAUACAGAACCUUAGCGCAGUCACUUUGGGCUAACCUAAGAAGCCAAAGAAGCGGUUGCCCCCUUGUCUAUCCUCACUCUCAGCAUGAAAGCAAAUAAGCAUAUUUUCCCAAAUAUUGAAUUACUCCUUUAAGUCCUGAACUUGGCUGAAAAAAACCUUUGGGGCUGCCAAAUUUGACACCCAACCCCAACCUUAGACCCAAGGCUCUAUUUUUGCUGUUUCAUCCUUUGCUGAUGCUUCUUAGCAUGAAGCUUCCCACUGGGCAUUGCCUACUAUCUGGGGCGGCUGUGGCUCAGGAGGUGGAGCGCUCAUCCACUUAUCAGAAGGGCGGUGGCCUCUGCAGUCUAUAUGUCGAUGCUCAACCCCUGAUGCUGUGCCAUCGGUGUGUGAGUGUGUGAAAACUUAAAAAGCUCGGAAUGAGCAGGUGGCCUAGCCACCAUCGUAUGGAUGUGCGUGUGAAUGGGUGAAUGCAGACUUGUGCUAUAAAGAAGUGCUUUGAGUGGUCGUCAGGCUAUAUGUCAAUACACUCCAUUUACCAUCUAUCUUGCAGCACAUGAUAUGCAUGGAUGCAGGUGUUUAGUACAGUCAAAGAAAAAGAGAGACAUUUCAGAAUGAAUGACAUAUGAAAAUAACUGAAUCUGAACUGGAAGCUUAAGGCAGCAAAACACCCUGAACCUGACACACAACCGGAGACUUUGUAAGAACCAUGUGGGUUUGGUCCCUUCGCUGAUAACAUCAGAUAAUUAAAGGUCAGUUUGCUGUUUCCAAAAUUUUACUUCACCUGUGGAUUUAAGCUCCUUUCAAAUUACUCGCAUUUAAGUAGCUGUAUGAACUGCAUAAUAAAACUGCAAAUUGGAUGUUACAGAGUGCUUAAAUAAAGUGAAUACAAACUCUUCAGACUGUAAGGUAUGUAGUGCAGCAGAGCUUCUAUAGCGUUCAUCAAACCCUGAUCCU